Messenger RNA from Terrapene triunguis (Three-toed box turtle), 838 nucleotides. RefSeq names its product structural maintenance of chromosomes protein 1A-like. The record is from RefSeq and is a predicted model, not a curated record. Gene Ontology annotation, molecular function: ATP binding; DNA binding; protein binding. The annotation marks the transcript as partial. NCBI's taxonomy places the organism in Eukaryota, Metazoa, Chordata, Testudines, Emydidae. The transcript has 4 exons. Gene Ontology annotation, cellular component: cohesin complex; chromosome; nucleus. Gene Ontology annotation, biological process: sister chromatid cohesion.
UGCUCGCCGGCGCCCCCCGCAGGCAGUCACUGGAGGAGCAGAAGAAGCUGGAGGGGGAGCUGACGGAGGAGGUGGAGCUGGCCAAGCGGCGCAUCGACGAAAUCAACAAGGAGCUGAACCAGGUGAUGGAGCAGCUAGGGGACGCCCGCAUCGACCGGCAGGAGAACAGCCGCCAGCAGCGCAAGGCCGAGAUCAUGGAGAGCAUCAAGCGCCUCUACCCCGGCUCCGUGUACGGGCGGCUCAUCGACCUCUGCCAGCCCACGCAGAAGAAAUACCAGAUCGCCGUCACCAAGGUGCUAGGCAAGAACAUGGACGCCAUCAUUGUGGACUCGGAGAAGACGGGCCGCGACUGCAUCCAGUACAUCAAGGAGCAGCGGGGCGAGCCGGAGACCUUCCUCCCCCUGGACUACCUGGAGGUGAAGCCCACGGACGAGAAGCUGCGGGAGCUGAAGGGGGCCAAGCUGGUGAUCGACGUGAUCCGCUAUGAGCCGCCCCACAUCAAGAAGGCCCUGCAGUACGCCUGCGGGAACGCCCUGGUGUGUGACAACGUGGAGGACGCCCGGCGCAUCGCCUUCGGGGGCCACCAGAGGCACAAGACUGUCGCCCUGGACGGCACCCUGUUCCAGAAGUCGGGGGUGAUCUCUGGCGGCGCCAGCGACCUGAAGGCCAAGGCUCGGCGUUGGGACGAGAAGGCCGUGGAUAAGCUGAAGGAGAAGAAGGAGAGGCUGACAGAGGAGUUAAAGGUGCAGGAGGUUGGGGGUCAGAUCCAGUAGGGGGCGCUCUCUCCCGGCAGUCAGUGCUGGGAGCUAGGCAGCUCUGUGUUGUGAGGCGUUCUGUG